Messenger RNA from Saccharomyces kudriavzevii IFO 1802, 474 nucleotides. RefSeq names its product chromatin modification protein (gene TAF9). Gene Ontology annotation, cellular component: transcription factor TFIID complex; SAGA complex. Gene Ontology annotation, molecular function: RNA polymerase II general transcription initiation factor activity; transcription coactivator activity; protein heterodimerization activity. Gene Ontology annotation, biological process: DNA-templated transcription initiation; RNA polymerase II preinitiation complex assembly. NCBI's taxonomy places the organism in Eukaryota, Fungi, Ascomycota, Saccharomycetes, Saccharomycetales, Saccharomycetaceae. Bases 1 to 474 code for a protein of 157 amino acids. The transcript has a single exon. The record is from RefSeq and is a predicted model, not a curated record.
AUGAACAGUGGAAGCAAGACCAUUUCAAAAAAAAACUCUGCAGGUUCGGCAUCAGAGACCGGUACGGGCCCGGCACAGGAGGAUACCCCCAGAGAUGUGCGUCUUCUGCACUUGCUGCUGGCAUCGCAGUCGAUUCACCAAUAUGAAGACCAGGUGCCACUACAACUAAUGGACUUCGCACACAGAUACACCCAGGGCGUUCUUAAGGAUGCGUUGGUUUACAACGACUACGCUGGCAGCAGCAAUACUGCGGGCAGUAGCCUCGGUGUGGAGGACAUACGGCUUGCCAUCGCUGCCAGGACACAAUACCAGUUCAAACCUACCGCGCCCAAAGAGCUUAUGUUACAAUUGGCUGCAGAGAGGAACAAGAAAGCCCUACCGCAAGUCAUGGGUACGUGGGGUGUGAGGCUGCCUCCCGAGAAAUAUUGUCUCACAGCAAAGGAGUGGGACCUCGAGGAUUCGGAGUCUACGUGA